Rhodamnia argentea is the source of this 1530-nucleotide messenger RNA. RefSeq names its product probable prolyl 4-hydroxylase 3. The record is from RefSeq and is a predicted model, not a curated record. Gene Ontology annotation, biological process: peptidyl-proline hydroxylation to 4-hydroxy-L-proline. NCBI's taxonomy places the organism in Eukaryota, Viridiplantae, Streptophyta, Magnoliopsida, Myrtales, Myrtaceae. Gene Ontology annotation, molecular function: procollagen-proline 4-dioxygenase activity; iron ion binding; L-ascorbic acid binding. Gene Ontology annotation, cellular component: endoplasmic reticulum. The coding region runs from base 88 to 1056 and encodes 322 amino acids. The transcript is spliced from 8 exons.
AAGUAAAAAUUGAAAAUGAAGACCGUAAGGAUAGUUGGAAAAAUUCGUGCUUUGGCGUCGCGGUCUUUUUAGAGCGCAGGAGGAGAAAUGGAAUCGGAGUUUCAGGCGCCGAAGUCGUUCGUUUUCUUCCUCCGAUCGCUGCUGGUCUCCGUCGAGAGGAAGCUAGGGUUUCGAGCUGCUCCGAAGAUGGCGAAGGCUUCGAAGUACGCCCGGUUGCACGGCAAGAGAUCCACGUUCACGCUCGUUCUCGGGAUGCUCCUCGCGCUGUCCAUCGUCCUCCUCUUGCUCCUGGCGCUCGGCAUUGUGUCCCUGCCGAUCGCCGACGACGAUCCUCCGACGAACGGUUGGAGCUCUUUCAGGCGUCAGGCUUUCGAGAGUUUCAGCGGCGAUGGAUUGGGGCAGAGAGGUGAGCAGUGGACUGAAGUGCUGUCGUGGGAGCCCAGAGCUUUCAUUUAUCAUGGUUUCCUGUCCAAAGAGGAAUGUGAAUAUCUGAUAAAUCUCGCUAAACCUCAUAUGGUGAAGUCAACUGUGGUUGAUAGCGCAACUGGGAAGAGUAAAGACAGCAGGGUCCGCACAAGUUCUGGAACAUUUCUGCAGAGAGGACAAGAUAAAAUCAUCAGAGAUAUAGAAAAGAGAAUAGCAGAUUUCACCUUCAUUCCUGCAGAGCAUGGCGAAGGUCUUCAAAUUCUCCACUACGAAGUUGGACAAAAGUAUGAUGCUCAUUACGAUUACUUCCUUGAUGAGUUUAACACCAAGAAUGGCGGUCAACGAAUUGCUACGCUACUGAUGUAUCUGUCAGAUGUUGAAGAAGGGGGGGAGACAGUUUUUCCUGCUGCCAAGGGAAAUUUCAGUUCAGUUCCCUGGUGGGAUCAAUUAUCUGAAUGCGCUAAGCAGGGUUUGGCUGUGAAGCCAAGGAUGGGUGAUGCAUUACUGUUUUGGAGCAUGAGACCUGAUGCCACGCUUGAUCCUUCAAGUUUACAUGGUGGUUGCCCUGUGAUCAAUGGAAACAAGUGGUCAUCUACAAAGUGGAUGCAUCUCCAUGAGUAUAAGGUCUAAAGUCACCACGUACUUAGGAAUAGCAACACAGAGCAUGUUAUGGGAAAUAUUGUUGUCCUGCGAGAGUACAGAGGCUGUCUUGUUCUUUUAAUGAUCACUUAAUGCUGCUGACUAAACGCCUUGUUAUGCCCAUAUCCGCUAAGCUUUUUUGUUUCUCUAAGCACCGUAUUUCAUGAGAAAUUUGUUUUCCAUCUUUUAGAAGAGCAAACCCUUGUACUAUAAAGUCCGCCGGGAAUGUGCAUAGAUAGCUGGAGAACUGGAAUUUUGAUUAAUCCAAUGAUAACGUAGUGAUAUAAGACUAAAAUACGAAGGCCCAUGGUGUAUAUUGCUUCUCUCACUAUGCUUUCUUUGCCUUGUAUGCUUUUAAUUUUGGAGAGGAAAUAUGAGAACAUAUUGGAUUUGUAUUCUUCGGCUUUGAGCCCGUGAUUUUGACGAGAUUGAAAUAAGAGUUUCUCGUGAUUCCCCUCUCUUCAA